Zophobas morio is the source of this 767-nucleotide messenger RNA. RefSeq names its product proteasome subunit alpha type-6-like. NCBI's taxonomy places the organism in Eukaryota, Metazoa, Arthropoda, Insecta, Coleoptera, Tenebrionidae. Bases 33 to 767 code for a protein of 244 amino acids. The transcript is spliced from 5 exons. Gene Ontology annotation, cellular component: proteasome core complex, alpha-subunit complex; cytosol; proteasome core complex. Gene Ontology annotation, biological process: ubiquitin-dependent protein catabolic process; proteasomal protein catabolic process. The record is from RefSeq and is a predicted model, not a curated record.
GGUGCGCUACUGUGGUUAAAGGUUAAGUAAGAAUGUCGAGAGGUGCUGGCUAUGAUAGAUAUAUAACAAUUUUUUCACCGGAAGGUCGUUUGUAUCAAGUUGAGUAUGCAACCAAGGCUGUUAACACAGGAGGUUUGACUUCACUGGGCAUACGCGGCUCAAAUUGCUGUGUCCUCAUAACCCAAAAAAAGAUCCCUGAUAAACUUAUAGAUCCUUCUACCGUUACUCAUAUGUUUCGGCUAACUGAAACUAUUGGUUGCGUUAUGACGGGAAUACUACCUGAUGCUCAGUCACAGGUACAACGCGCCCGUUAUGAAGCUCAGGAAUUUAAGUAUAAGAUGGGAUACGACAUGCCUGCUGACUUGCUAGCAAAGCGGAUGGCUGAUUUAAGUCAAAUAUACACGCAACAGGCAUCUAUGCGCCCUCUUGGCUGCGCGAUGAUUAUAAUUGCGGUGGAUGAGGAAGUUGGACCGCAACUUUAUAAAAUAACCCCAGCUGGUAGCGUGGCCGGUUACAAAGCCACUGCUUGCGGUGUUAAAGAACAGGAGGCUACCAGUUUUUUAGAAAAGCGAAUAAGAAAGAAUCACCAGUGGGAAGAGGCGGAGGCAGUUCGGAUUGCCAUGUCCGCCCUUUCACAUGUGCUGUCAGCUGAAUUAAAAGCCAAUGAACUUGAAGUUGCAAUUGUGAGUAAAGAAAAUAGAAAGUUUCGUACUCUUACAGAGUUGGAAAUGGAAGGGUAUCUCUCGGCCAUGGCCGAGCUAGACUAG